AUGAAACUAUUGAAUCCUUGCAGAGAAAAAACGUUUUUAGUGACAAUGUUGAUGACGAUUGGAAUAAUUAUGGCGUGCAUGGCAGCCGAACAUCAACGUGAAAAGAUUGCCGAACACCAAGGUCGAAUCUUUGACAGCGACGUCCAAGAUGUGGUUGGUUCCGUUCUACAACGUGUCCGCAAUAAUCGCCGUGCGGCGUGUGAUCGUCCUUAA
Didymodactylos carnosus is the source of this 213-nucleotide messenger RNA. The record is from the annotation of a GenBank genome assembly. Lineage: Eukaryota; Metazoa; Rotifera; Eurotatoria; Philodinida; Philodinidae.